GCAAUUCGCAGCCAGCUGACAACUGCUUUGGGCGUGGCGCUGGCAGCGCUGCUGGUGACCGCUGCCGUUGCGCUGUCGCCGCCGCAGCCAGCUGAUCACCUGGUGCCGCCGCCCGCCCCACCAUCGCCGGCGCUGCCUGUGGCCCAGCGACUCACACAUGCCGGCUACUCGGAGCCACAGCCACCCGAAGGUGGCUUCAUGACGCGCGUCGCCCGCUGGUUCGGCCUGGGCGGUCCGGGCUCAGCGCCGCGCGAUCAGCAGCUGAGCGCCAGCGGGCUGAGCUAUGCCUAUCCGAAGCCGGCGCAGCAUUUCACAGCGGACGGCAAGCCGUGCGGCCUGUGCAACAAGUAUCCCUGGGUGCCCAUGUUCGGGCAGCAGCAGCAGCAUCAGCAGCAGCCGCCGCCACCGCCGCCGCCUCUGCAGCUGCAUCAACAGCAGCUGCCACAGCAGCAGAUCUCUGCCUGGCAGCACCACCAGCAGCCCUUGGCGCAGGCCUCGCAGCAUCGCCAGCGCGCCGUCCAGUUUCAGGCGCCACCCCAGAGCGUCUUUCUGCCCAUCUCGCUGCCCGUGCCCGGACUGAGCCAUGUGGCCAUGCCUCCACUCUACAAUGCGCAGCCGUUCCGACCGCUGCCACAGCCACAGCCGCAGCCGCAGUCCCAACAGCCUCAUCUGUAUCCGCUGGAGAAUGUUGGCGCUCACUCGGAGCUGCGACCUGUGCCCGCGGUGCCAUCGACGACGCCUCAGCCGCCGCCGCGGCAAUCGAGCAGCAGCAGCAGCAGCAGCUUUGAGAUUGUGCAAAGCCAUCAGCUGACAGAUUUCGUCACCUCCGUGGAGUAUCCGGCCACCUAUGUGCAGUCGCAUGCCAUUGACCUGGGCCAGACGGCAACGGCAACGCCAACGGCCACGGCGCUGCCCAAGAAUCACAGACCUCUCCACCAGCUGCAGCAACAGUUGCAACAGCAACACCAGCAACAGCAGCAACAGCAGCAACAGCAGCAGCAGCAACAGCAGCAGCAGGAGCUGGAUAUCAGCACUGUGCGCUAUCAGCUGGAGGAUCUGAGCAGCGGUGCAGUGCAUCAGCAUUUGCCCGCCUCGCAGCUGCUCACGGAGCUGGGCCACUUUACGCCCAUCACCGUGGAGACGCCGACAACGCAAAUUCCGGCCGCAGACAACUAUCCGGCCGCAUCGUCACAGCAGCAGCAGCAGCACGAGGAGGAGCAGGAGCAGCAGCACCUCUACUAUGCCGAGCAGUACCAGGACCUGGCCGAGACGAGCACCGUGACGCCCGUGUACGAGUCGCUGGUCUACACCACGGAGCAGCCGGCGCCGGUUCCAGCGGCCGCUGUCGAGCUGAACAAUCAUCUGGUGCCGCAUGGACGCGAUGGACGGCAGCGGGAGACGCCCAAGCGGCUGCUCGACUCGCCGAUCAAUCAUGGCCAGGCGCACGGUGCACCGCCGCCACGCCCCUUUACCCGAGAUCCCGCCGAGCUGAGCUUCCGGCACGACGAGCCGACGCAGACGCAGACGCAAGCGCCGACGCCGACGUCCACGUACGGUGCCAUCGAUGCCAGCGGACAGUAUGCGGGCAUGUCGCCGCCGGGGCCACAGCAGGUGAUCAUACCGUAUACGACCAAGCAGAAGCCACGCCCCUUCGAGCCGGUCAACUGGACGCCCGGCUGGCGGCUGCGGCCGAGCCAGGAGAACGAGCUGCACGAGCAGCAGGAAUCGAAGCUGGUGAGCACGUCCGCGGUGACAGUGGCUCCACCACCGAACACGCGUCGCACCACCAAGUAUCUGACCAAAAUCCUUGCCUCCAAUCUGCGCGAGCUGCUGAAGCGGGAGCGCGAGACGAAGCGUCGGCCCGCCCACUUUGGCGUGGACAUCUCGAAGCUGCAGCACAACAUCGACGGCUGGACGGAGCAGGAGUACAAUUCGCUGUCGCACCGGCCCAGCACGCCGACCAUCCGUGGCCGCUCCAAGCACAUACCCACGGAGUACCUUACCACCACGACGCCGGCGACUCCGACGGCCACAUCGGCGGCCCUGCGUCAGUCGAAGACGACGCGCAGCGGUGCCGCCGGUGGCUUCGAGCUGGGCGGCGGCGCCACCUCGAGCCUGGGCAGCGCCGGGGACUUGUCCACCUCGAUUAACAAUCUGGAGCAGCUGCAUCUGCGACGCUUUCCGCCCGUCGAGGACAAUCGCCUGCUGCCCGACUAUUACGAGUCGUCGCAUCGCACCACGCCCAUGCCCACUGUCACGCCCACGGCGACAACGACAACGCCAGCGCCCACGGCGGAGACGACGCGCGACUCAAUCACGCCCCUGUACACGCGCACCACCGCCUCCACGCCGGCGCCCGUCGAGCUGUGGAAACAGGCCAAGGUGGCCAUUCUGCCCCAAACCAACGAGAAGGUGUACGUCGUCACGCCACAGCCGCGCCAUCAGCCCCAGCACAGCGAGCUGGCCGCAUCCGCCUCGGUGCCGGCUCCGGUCUACCAAACGCCAGGGCCUCGAUUUCCACGUGUGCGACCCACUCCAGCUGCGGCAACAGUCACCAGCGAUGUAAUGGCCGCCACGCCCACGCCCGCCACGGAACAGGUGCGCAACUAUACGCCGGACAUAUUUGGCUUGAUGGGUCUGUCCGCCUAUGUGCCAGCGGAGCCUGUGGAGAUCAUUGAUGGCAAUUCCAAAGUAAUCACAAUUGUGACAGCGGCGCCGUCCGCGGCUGCGCUGCAACGGCCAACACCAAAGUCCACGAUAUCGCCUAGACCCAGAUAGAGUCCAUGCCAGGACGCAGCCCGCCAGGACUCAGCCGGAGCAGAGAUCAGAGAGCAAAGAGUUCCUGAGUUCCGAUUUCCCAAAGCGGUUCCAUUGACCCGAGCGGCGCAUCUAUUGUAAUAUAUUUCCCCAGGCCGAUUCGAUGGAUGGAUGCACCUGACUUAUCGUGUUGCGAAUUUAUUUUGUAAGCCUUAAACCAAUUUUAGAGUAUUUUUGCAUUUGGUAGCUUUACACGUACACUUAGUUUUAUCCGUAUUGGUAAUGUGUUUUACUACUACAGUCUAUAUAUACAUUUUUUUUGUUUUUUUUU
Messenger RNA from Drosophila navojoa, 3088 nucleotides. RefSeq lists its product as uncharacterized. Lineage: Eukaryota; Metazoa; Arthropoda; Insecta; Diptera; Drosophilidae. The record is from RefSeq and is a predicted model, not a curated record.